UCAAGAGUUGCAUCUAAAACGUGUUCAGUCGUUGAGGAAGGAAUUAGAUUAUAUUAAAGCAACAGAGUGGAGGUAUCAGCCAAUUGAUCGGUAUAUGGAUAGAAAUAAUAGAAAUUGAACAUGUUGUCGUUAUUAUAUAACUUUGCAAAGUACGUUGUAGGAGAUAAAUUAUCCACUAAAAGUAAUGAUAUAGAUGAAAUUAACGAUGUUAUAGCUCGCAUUGAAAGUAUGAAGGAAGAUAUACAAAAAGAGGAAUACUUUAAUAAGAAUGAUGGUUCUUACAAAACUGGGAAAGUUACUUUUGUUUCAACUGAUUAUGUUAUGGUUGAUAAUUUAUAUAUAUAUGAUGUAACAGAAGACUGUACAGUAAAUAAUUUAAAAAUAGGUGAUAAGGUUUAUUAUUUAAGCUUGAAAGAAGAUCAAGAGAAUGAUUAUAAAAUAAAAAAAAUUAUUUAUGUAGUAGAUGAAUCAUGGGAUGAUAUGGUUGCAGAAUCUCAAGUAGAAUUUAAUGAAACAGAUAUAUUUAGUAAAUGUAUGGUCGGCAAAGUAGUAGAAUGCCAAAACCGACAGUUAAUCAUUGAACCGAAUCGCAUAUCUGUUAAUUUGAACAACGUACAAUCAGAGUUUGUUCCUGUAAUUGGAGAUUGGUUACAGAUAGAAGCAGAUGUGAAGACUAGUAGUGACAGUUCUGAUUUGAAUGAAGAGAUUUUAAAGAUAAGAAAAAUACAAUGUUUACGAUCAAAGUUGGACCUAGGAACCAUAACCAGUUAUGACUCUGUUAAAGAAAUUGGUGCUAUCGAUAAAGAAAUUGUAUUUAAUAAAAGAAUAUGUGAUUCAGGUUAUAAUCCUUGUGUUGGAGAUAAAGUAAUCAGUGACAGUAUUGAAAGUGACCAAGGAUUUUAUACAUGGCGGUCAUUGUCUGUUGUUCCAAUAGUUCAAGUUUCAAGAAAAAAUAUUCUACCAACAAUAUGUAAUACACCUGUAACAAAACAAAAUUUGAAUGAACUUUUGAAAGAUAAAUAUGGAAUAGUAAUCACUGAUAACUUAAAUAUUGAUCUAAACGUGUUAGAAGAAAAGAAAAUAUCUGUUACAAUAGAAAACACGAGUGACAUACCCCGUGUAUUAAAAAGAGGUUGUUUCAUGAUAAAGAAAGCUCAGUCACAACUAGAAUUAGUGCAGCCAAUAAAACCCAAUACAAAUUUGGUAUUAAAUCCUUCGACUACAUUGACUUAUAUAUUUAAAUGUAAAGCAAAAUUUGUUGGUAUAAGUGAAGAACUGUUUACUUUUAACUUUAAAGAUUUUGAAAUUGGAAGAGUGUUUCGUAUAACAGUUAAACCUAUAAAUACAGAAAAGAAAAUAUACUCUAACAUCAGUAAUAAUACAGCAAGCAAAAAAUAUCAUAUACCUGAUAUAGAUGAAUGGGAUCAAUCAACAUAUAUUCCAGGCAUUCGGCCAUGUAAACCACCAUCAUUUAUUAAAGUACGUAAUGCAAUAUUCAAAGUACCUAAGCGUUAUUGGGAUUUAAUAUUGUCAUGUUUGAAUGAAAAAAAGUCACAGUCCGAAUGUAUACAUGAUGUAGAAAAUGCUGUACCUGUUUUAUUAGGCAGACUUACAUUUCAAUCGUAUAAAGACCGAUUUCAUGCUUUACUAUACUUUGAAGAAAUUACUCAAGCAAUAAAUAUGCAACAAUACAGCAUUGAAAGUACAAUUAUGAGAUCUUGUGGCGAAUAUUUGAUGAUGGAAGUACCUGGUCUUGCUGAGAAACGUCCAUCACUUCUUAUUGGUGACAAAGCUGUAGUAUCCUUCAAAUGGGAUAGUUCUCAUGGAUCACGGAAGUAUGAAGGGUUCAUACAUAAGGUUACAAGUUCAGCGAUUUUUUUGAAAUUUCACCAGAAAUUUCAUGAAGAAUAUAAUAGUGAAGAGUGUCAGGUGACCUUUAAAUGUUCCCAAACUACUCUACAGCGAUGUCAUAAUGCGAUUAAUAUAGCUACUAAUCGUUUGGGACUGAACUUUUUAUUUCCAACUUGUGUAACUGAAAAAGACUCUCAAUUGAAUCUUGAAGAAGAUGAAUUAUCAAGUGAGAUAAUCCCAAAGCUGAUGACUCAUCAAAAAACUGAUUCUAUAUCAUCAGAGUCUUCUUGUACAAGUACUAAUACAUCCAUGAGUAAUAGAUCUAGUAAUACUUCAACCUCAUCCAACAAAAUAUCAGUUGUAGAAAGGUUAUUUAAUGUCAAAUCAACAGAAAUCAGUCCAGACAAAAAUUCAAAGCCGAUAACAUCAAUCCUUUCUGAAAAUACUGAGUUGGAACCAUAUAUUUCUCAAGUGAGAAAACGAAAAUUGAUUUGGUUCAACAAAAGUUUGAAUUACUAUCAGAAGGAAGCUGUGAGGAACAUACUGAAAGGACAUGCACGACCAUUACCUUAUGUAAUAUUUGGACCUCCUGGUACUGGGAAAACUAUUACGCUUUGCGAAGCAAUUGUGCAGAUAUUUUCAACAAUGCCAAGCAGUCGACUAUUAAUUGCAACACCAUCUAAUAGUUCAGCCAAUCUAAUAGCUGAAAGACUGUUAGAUAGUAAAAUUCUUAAACCUGGUGACAUGGUACGGCUUGUAGCUCAUCACUGUAUAGGCAGUGAUUUAAUACCUGACAAGUUAUUGCCAUAUUGUGCUACUGCAGAAUUAGCAGAAGAGGGGACACAUGAAAGAAGAAAAUAUAAUGGAGUAGGGCCAAGAUUAAAUUGUACUAUGAGCAUACUUGGACGACAUAGAAUUACUAUUGGUACAUGUAUCGCACUAGGAAUAUUGCACAACAUAGGUUUUCCUCAUGGACAUUUCACUCAUGUGCUAGUUGACGAAGCUGGACAGGCAACAGAACCAGAAAUUAUGAUUCCACUGAAUUUUAUACAUUCCGAUUAUGGGCAAGUAGUGCUCGCAGGCGAUCCAUUACAACUCGGCCCAGUUGUACAAAGUAACAUAGCUAAACAUUUUGGCUUAGAUGAAUCAUUUUUAGUGAGAUUAUUACGACAUUUUCCAUAUCAAAAAGAUCCUAAUGGUUUUCAAACUAAUUAUGAUCCACGUCUUGUCACAAAAUUAAUCAUUAAUUAUCGAAGUUUACCAGAAAUUGUUGAGUUAUCAAGUUCCAUGUUUUAUGACUGCGAAUUAAAACCACAUGUAUCCUCUGAAAAUAGUAAAGAAGCAAAUCUUUUACGCACAUUAGCUACCGAAUUACCAACAAAAGAAGGAUCACCACCAGCCAUAGUUUUUCAUGGUAUAGCUGGAGAAAAUUGUAAAGACUACGAUAGUCCUAGCUGGUAUAACCCUGAAGAGGCUACGCAGGUAUAUCUUUAUGUACUGAAACUGUACGAAUGUGGUCUUCUGCCGAAUGAUAUUGGAAUUAUAACUCCUUACCAAAAACAGGUUCUCGAAAUUCGUGAUUUACUUAUGCAAUUUGAUGUGGAGUUACCAAAAAUUAGUAGUGUCGAAGGAUUUCAAGGUCAAGAGCGUAAUGUUAUCAUCAUCUCGGCUGUUCGGUCUUCUCUGAAAAUUUGUGGAGAUGAUAAAUAUUCUCUUGGAUUUGUUGCUUGUCCCCGAAGACUGAAUGUUGCAAUUACACGUGCUCGUGCUUUAGUAAUAAUUCUUGGAAAUCCAAGACUUUUAGUUCAAGAUCCAUACUGGAGAAGUGUCUUACAAUAUUGUAUCGAUCAUGAUUCUUAUACUGGUCUGAACUUCUUAUUUACGUAACAAAUACAAAUAGAUUUGAACAAUCUCUUGGCACAUAUCAUGAUAUACUAAUUUUUUAAAAUUUAGUCUUUUUUUGUACAUGCCAUUUUAUAUACACCAUUAUUCAUCUUGUAUUCCUCAUUUUUUGUUUUUACGAAGAAAUGACAUCGAUAAUAAUGAUUAAAACAGUACUUUCAAAAGGA
Molecule: messenger RNA, 3920 nt
Organism: Megalopta genalis
Lineage: Eukaryota; Metazoa; Arthropoda; Insecta; Hymenoptera; Halictidae
Source: RefSeq, a predicted model, not a curated record